Messenger RNA from Monoraphidium neglectum, 438 nucleotides. Its product is annotated as Heme-binding protein 2. Gene Ontology annotation, cellular component: cytoplasm. The transcript has 3 exons. Bases 1 to 438 code for a protein of 145 amino acids. NCBI's taxonomy places the organism in Eukaryota, Viridiplantae, Chlorophyta, Chlorophyceae, Sphaeropleales, Selenastraceae. The record is from RefSeq and is a predicted model, not a curated record.
AUGCGCGCGUCAGCUGUCUUGGCCGUGGCGUGUCUGCUAGCCCUGGUGGCCGGCACGGUGGCGCGCCCGCUUGAGGUGGCAUCUGGUGGUGCGGUCGGCGAUGCGCCCUGGUUCUGCCACGACCUUGAAUGUCCCAAGUACAAGCUGGUCGAAAAUCUGACGGACAUCGCCAAGUGGGUGACCACCACCGUCGAAGGCAAGAGCUACGACGCCAGCGUGGCCACGGGCUUCUGGCGGCUGUUCAAGUACAUCAGCGGCAACAACAAGGACGCUGCCAAGGUCGAGAUGACCGCCCCAGUCACCGUCAAGGUCCUGCCAGGCCAGGGCCCCGCCUGCAAGGACUCCUUCACCAUCUCAUUCUUCAUCCCGUUCGAGCACCAGGCGCGUUGCAGCCACGGCCAGCGUCGCCGGCGCCCACUGUGCGGCAGGGCCAACUGA